UCUGUUUCACACAACCUAAGACGUAGAAGAAUGGUUUAUGCCAAAGCAAAUCAGUACUGAUUCCCAAGAUUUUGUCCAAUUUUGGAAGAAUCAGUGUUGCCGAUGGAACAUACACCCCACAGAUUGGUCUAAUGGAGUUUUUGAUACAGAAAUUGAAAGAUGUUUCUCAGCAUACACAAUUCUUUCCGGAUACCAAAAGGAGUUUUGGGAAUUGGUUUUACACAAGAGACAAUGGAGCAUACUUAUACUCAUUUUGAUGUCAGAAAAGUACAGCGUUUUAUAUGAAGAGAAAUUGUUGGAAGAGAAAGUCGAACGAAUACAACAGACCUUUCUAACACUGAAUGGCUCCGAUGACGGAAUUUCCGAUAAUACUUUGCUUAUACAAGAAUUGAUAAACAAGAACAAAAUACUAACAAGAAAUAGAGAAGAGAGACUAGAGUUUAAAUCUGAGAAUAUCCGUACUCUUGUCAUGGGAUACUUUUCUCUAAACUGUUUAAAAACUGAUGAUGACUACACGAACUAUAUCAAAUUGUCAUCAUUUGACUCAGUGUUAGAAUAUGUUCGUACUGUAGACUACGAAGAUGAUAUAAAGGGGAAUUUGGAGAGAUUAAAAGAAAUGAAUGAGAGGAGAGAGAGUGGAAUAGACAUCUUGUCAUCAUCUGACUCAAUAUCAUCAUCUUACUCAAUGUUUGAUUAUGAUCGUAAAAGAUAUUUAUAUUUUCCGAGGAAGAUGGAGGAGACCUUGGUGAGAGAGUCUGGAAUAGACAUCGUACGACACUGCAUAGUGACACAAAAAAGGAUACAACAUUUUGUGUCUGAUAUUUUAAAUAUUCCAACGGAAAUUCUUAAUUGGGACUAUGAAGCAAGGUGCAGGUACGUAAAAUGUGCAAAAAAAGGAACACAAUCGAUUCACAGAGCUCGUGCUAUGAUUGUUGGGUGUGCUGGUGCAGGAAAAACCACCCUUCUGAAACGACUACAGAAGAAAUCCCUUGAUGAAUUCCAAAACACCCAAUCUACAAUAGGCUUAGAAGUGCAUGAGGACAUCUUUGAAAUUUCAAAGGAAAAUGAUUUUUUAAAAGCUUUGACAGAAGAAACGGAUAAGGAAGGAAAACAACUUUUGAGUGUCAUGGAUUUUGGAGGACAGUGUGUCUAUUACGCAUGUCAUCAGGUGUAUCUCAGCAGAAGAGCUUUUUAUCUGCAGGUGAUAGAUAUGUCAAAGUCGUUUAGUGAAAAAGUCGACCCAGCGCUAUGUGAACAAGAAGAGACGAUGUUUGCUGACUGGACCUAUGGGGAAUACCUGCUGUUUUGGCUGAAGUCAGUUCACACCUAUUGUGACAGAGAUGCUCCUGUUAUCAUCGUUGGAACUCAUCUUGACAAGGUUAAAGACCAGAAUUCUGACACUUUCUACAACAGUAUUCUGGAACACUUGCAGUUUAACAAACAUCUGAAAAAACAUUUGGACAGAAAGAGAUGCUUUGUUCUUGGAUUUCAGACAGAUGGCGUAUCUAACAGUGAUUCACUCUCAGAAUUAGAGAAGUGUAUUGUCGCAAUUGCCAAAGAAGAUAGAUGGAGAGAAACCAUUCCUUCAGACUGGGCUCUGUGUGAAAUUGUAUUCAGAGAAAACAGGAGACGAAAAACCAGAUUGGCGUUACUAGAGGAUAUAUCAUAUAAAUGUUUUGGUGGAAACGAAGAAAAAAUAUUCCAAAUAAGAGACGUUCUAAAAUUUUACCAUGACAUAGGGGUCGUACUAUACUUUAAUGACAAAAAUCUGUCUGAAACAGUCAUUAUUGAUAUCCAGUGGUUUAUUGAUUUCUUUACGAAUAUCAUUACCGACCCAAACCACAUCAGGGAUAUUGCAGAAAAUAAUUCGGAUUGGGAGAAUUUUUACAGAAGUGGUCAUAUUCCAGAUAGACUUUUGACUUGUUUAUGGAACGAAAGGUAUUUAGAGUUUGAUUUGUGGCACAGAUAUGAAAAGAAAACGAAUCUUCUCCAUUAUAUGCAGCGCCUUGGGUUAUUUGUUAUAGGUACCGACGCACAUUACAUUCCAUGUAUGAACAAACGUGCAUUUGGAAUUAAAGAAGAAGCUUAUUUUCAAUCUUUACAAACAAAAACAUCCGUAUUGGUCUUUAGAUUUCAGUUUCUGCCAUUUUUUCUCUACUACCGCCUUAUUGUUGCAUGUUUAACACGGACCAAUGAAGAAUGGGGGACGUUAGAAGACAAUGGUCUUUGUUUGUACAAAAACGUUGCCUGUUUUGCUUAUAAGCAACACGUGGUCGCGCUAGCGGUAAACAAUUCUUCAAUUCAGCUUCAGAUUUUUCAGCAAACCAAUUGCAAUGUUCUUGUCAUGAAAGAAGUAGCAUUGAAAGUACGUGAUACUGUUGAAAGCUUAUUGAAAGACCUACUUGGGAAUUUUCACACGAGAAUUGAUAUGUAUACAGUCGGAUACCAAUGUUGUAAACAGGAAGUGUUUCGUGAACACGAUGAUUGCUUUGUGGAAGAGAAAGUUAUUUACAAAAAAGGGAAGAUACCUUGUCCACGACAUGGAUUGAUCAAUCACCACACAUUAUGUGAAUCUUCUCUUCUAGUUUACUGGAAAUUGGGUGUUAAAGCGGAGAUUUCAGAUUUGGAUGACCUCCUGGACCAAGAUGAAUGUACUCGACUCUCCGAACCUGAAUUAAGAAAGUUAAAUUUUAAGACUUUUAAGAAACUCACAAAGUUAGGAAGAGACGCUUUGCAGCUCUAUUUUGACAGAUUAUUUCCACCUGUAGACCUGGUUACAACACUUACUACAAACAAGGACAAUCUAAAAUGUGGACAAUAUAAAAUGAAUGAAGAUCAAUGUACUCUGCUUUUUCCAGCUGAUAAGUCCAUUCCCACUUCCUCCACAUUUGAUAUAACCAUAAUGUACAAAUUGUUGAGGAACUAUGGUCCAUACCUCCUUCCUCCAAGCAACGGCUGGGGGAAGAAACCUGAAAUAGGACAGAAACUCCCAACUGAUGACGUAGAAAGAAUACGAAUAUACAGGAAUGAGAUGGAACAUAAAACACAGACAUCCAACGUGAUGGAGAAGGACGACUUUGAUCUGAAAUGGAAAGAUCUUUCUCAGGCAAUACUGAGACUUAGUAAUGGAUCGUUAAAACAAGACAUUAUAUCCCUCAGACGACAAAGCUAAUAUCUUAUGCGUGACGUCCAUGGAGAAUUAAAAAAAACAUUCCCCUCUCUCUAAUCCGGGUGGAAAAAAAAUCAUCAGCAGAUCACAGCUUGACAUAAUGGUGGUUCAUUUGAGACUACAUAGUAAUUACGAUCAAAGUGAGAAAAAAUAGUUGACUACUUCAUGAGAAUGGAAUUUUGUAUAUUGAGUGUGAUCGACCCACGUAUUGUCCAAGAUAUAAGAUUCCACAUAAAAGUUAUAGUUGCACAGUACUGUUUGAAUUUUCUGUUACUAUAUACGUAAGAGUCUGGUUUAGAGAGUUGUGCUUUACACACAAAGAACUGUAGCUAAGUUGUGGAAUACGUUGAUUUGUGUAAAAACUUAAUUAUCUAAAAGACCGUAAGUAGAAGCUUAAAAUAAAAAAUAAUCAUACCGAUCCAUGUUUUACUUAUAGGAGAUCAUCGUAAAAUAAGACAUAAGCGUGUUCAUGGUAACAGUUUCAUUUAUGCCAUUAUUAUAUGGUUAACUUGUACAUUUGUUCAGCCAACUCGUGCCAAU
Molecule: messenger RNA, 3709 nt
Organism: Saccostrea cuccullata (small rock oyster)
Lineage: Eukaryota; Metazoa; Mollusca; Bivalvia; Ostreida; Ostreidae
Product: probable serine/threonine-protein kinase pats1
Exons: 10
Coding region: 38-3172 (1044 amino acids)
Source: RefSeq, a predicted model, not a curated record